CUGUAGCCCCAUAUCUCACAACAUCUUCCUUCCUCUCCCAUGUCACAGAGCUCCUAUCCCAUCUGGGAGGACUUCAACUCCAAGGCCGCGAAGCUCCACUCUCAGCUGAGGACCACCGUGCUGGCUGCUGUGGCCUUCCUAGACGCCUUCCAGAAAGUAGCUGACAUGGCCACCAACACCCGAGGGGCCACGCGGGACAUUGGCUCAGCACUCACGCGCAUGUGCAUGCGCCACCGCAGCAUCGAGACCAAGCUGCGGCAGUUCACCAACGCACUGCUGGAGAGUCUCAUCAAUCCACUGCAGGAGCGCAUCGAAGACUGGAAGAAGUCAGCCAACCAACUGGACAAGGACCACGCGAAAGAGUACAAACGAGCCAGGCAUGAAAUCAAAAAGAAGUCCUCCGACACACUGAAGCUGCAGAAGAAAGCGCGCAAAGAGCUGCUUGGGAAAGGAGACCUGCAGCCUCAGCUGGACAGCGCACUGCAGGACGUCAAUGACAUGUACCUGCUCCUGGAAGAGACAGAGAAGCAGGCAGUGCGCCGAGCGCUGAUUGAGGAGCGGGGUCGUUUCUGCACCUUCAUCACCUUCCUUCAGCCUGUGGUGAACGGCGAGCUGACCAUGCUGGGAGAGAUCACCCACCUGCAGGGCAUCAUUGACGACCUGGUGGUGCUGACCGCAGAGCCCCACAAGCUGCCUCCCGCCAGUGAGCAGGUGAUUAAAGAUCUGAAGGGCUCUGACUACAGCUGGUCGUACCAGACGCCACCCUCGUCACCCGGCAGCUCCAGCUCCCGGAAGUCUAGCAUGUGCAGUGCCCCCAGCAGCAGUAGCAGUGCCAAGGGUGGCGGAGCCCCAUGGCCUGGGGGUGCCCAAACAUACUCACCCAGUUCCACCUGUCGCUACCGCAGCCUAGCGCAGCCAGCCACCACCCGCCUCUCCAGCGUCUCCUCCCACGACUCUGGCUUCGUCUCCCAGGAUGCCACCUACUCCAAGCCCCCUUCGCCCAUGCCUUCCGACAUCACCAGCCAGAAGUCCUCCAGCUCUGCGUCCUCCGAGGCCUCAGAAACCUGCCAGUCGGUUAGCGAGUGCAGCUCCCCCACCUCGGACUGGACCAAGGCGGGUCCCCAUGAGCAGUCCUCAGCCACCACCCUGCAGCGGAGGAAAGAUCGUGUGGAGCUCCUGCGCGACACUGAGCCAGGCCCUGCUGGUGGAAGCAUUAUGGGCUCCAGUGGAGAGGAGGUACCACGACCCAGGAUGUCUCCUGCCACCAUAGCAGCCAAGCAUGGUGAGGAAGUGUCCCCUGCAGCCAGUGACCUGGCCAUGGUGCUGACCCGUGGACUGAGCCUGGAACACCAGAAGAGCAGCCGGGACUCACUGCAGUACUCCAGCGGCUACAGCACACAGACCACCACGCCUUCGUGCUCCGAGGACACCAUUCCCUCCCAGGGCUCAGACUAUGACUGCUACUCUGUGAAUGGGGAUGCCGACAGCGAGGGCCCCCCUGAGUUUGACAAAUCAUCCACCAUCCCCCGGAACAGCAACAUUGCCCAGAACUACCGUCGCCUGAUCCAGACCAAGCGCCCUGCCUCGACUGCUGGGCUGCCCACCGCAGGGCUGCCCACAGCCAUGGGGCUACCUUCAGGUGCACCUCCUGGUGUGGCCACCAUCCGCCGCACACCCUCUACCAAGCCCACUGUGCGCCGCGCCCUGUCCAGUGCUGGCCCCAUCCCCAUCCGCCCACCCAUUGUCCCUGUGAAGACACCCACGGUGCCCGACUCCCCUGGUUAUGUGGGGCCCACUCGGGCGGGCAGCGAGGAGUGUGUCUUCUACACAGACGAAGUGGCCUCACCUCUGGCUCCAGACCUGGCCAAAGCCUCCCCGAAGCGGCUCAGCCUUCCCAACACAGCCUGGAGCAGCCCAUCCCCGGAGGCGGCCAGCUACAGCGGGGCUGGAGUAGGGCUGGCUGCUGAGGACGAGGAAGAGCAGCAGCUGGCUGCCAACAGGCACAGCCUGGUAGAGAAGCUCGGGGAGCUGGUGGCCGGCGCCCAUGCCCUGGGUGAGGGCCAGUUCCCCUUCCCGACGGCUCUGUCAGCCACUGCCUCAGAGGAGACACCCACCCCACCCCCUGCUGCCACCAGUGACCCCCCAGCCGAAGACAUGCUGGUGGCCAUUCGACGCGGGGUCCGACUCCGCAGGACCGUCACCAACGACAGGUCGGCGCCCCGCAUCUUAUGAUGGUGCCACCCUCCCCUUCACAUUUGGGCUGGCACAAGUAGGGGGCCUGAUCUGCAAGCAACGGCCAGCCACUCUGAGCAGUGGCACAGCCAGAAGACAGAACAGCGCCAGGAAUGAGGCACAGCCACUUUAAAGAAAGACGACCAGGCUGAUCUCAGCAUCUCACGGGAAGCGACUUCCUUUCUGCACCUCGCCAGGACAGAGCCUGUUUUAUACUUUCCUCACCUACUCCUCCUUCCUGCAGGCCCAGAGCCCAUAACCAAGGGCUGGGCUUGCCACAUGAGCCCCACCUGGCCCGGGGUCCACAGUUCUCUUCCUCUGGUCCCACUGCCCCCCAGGGCCAUAUGCCCAGCUCUUUCCUUGAAUGCUGGCUCCCUCUUCUCCCUGCCUGGGCCCUGCCCCCUUUCCUCUUGCCUUUACCCUGCCUCUCCCAGACUCCACUUUUGGGGGCAGGAUGGUCAUGGGAGGGGCCAGGCACCCAAUCAGCUGAGUAUCAGUUUGUGACUGGGAUUAGGGAAUAGUCAGAGGUUGGGAAGCCAGGCCCACUUGUGUGGAAAGAGAGCCUAGAGGGAGGAAAUGUAGGGGCCUUGUCUCAGGGGACCUUCCAACUCCCCUCCCUGUGACUUGUAACUAGUGGAGGUGAGGCAGGGCAGGGCAGCAGGGGAACAAGGCCAGAGGCUCACAUCAGGUGUUUCAAACAUCCCGCUCUCAUCUGGACACAUUGAGGCUUUAACUCGGGGACACCUUGAGGUUAGUCUCGCCCAUUGCUAGGGAUGAGGGCUGGAGCAUUAGAGGGUAUGGAGGGUAUUUUAUGACUAUAAUAAAUGGAGCUGACCCCAGACAAGAACUAUGUGUGGGGCUAGCUAGUGAUACAGGGUGUGUCUGAGUGCCUGAGAGAGAUGUGGGGGCCCCACAAUGGGCUCAUGGCAGGAUAAGGGUGGAGUCAGCUCCCCCCAGACCAGGGGAAGCUAGUCUUCUCUCCAACAUCUGGAGAGUUGGUAGAAAAAGACUGGAGAGGGUAGGCCAGGGUCUCGGGCCAGUCUGGUGUGAUCCGAGUGAGCUGCAGGCCCCGCUUGGAGCAAAUCUUAGGAGGUUGCUUUUGACUUUCUGUUGCCAGAGGCAGCACCAUCCCCAAGAAAGUCUUUGCCUGCAGGCCUGGCUGGGGCUGGCAGCAGGGGCCAGAGAAAGAGUGGGGAUUGCUUCCACCGUGCACCCCAAGUCUGAGUAAGUCAAAGCGUGUAUGUGUAGGGCGAGAGGGGAGAUUCAGGUAGUACGGGUAGAGCAGGCAGCAGACUCCCCCACCCCACAGGGAGUCCAGAGAGCAUGCCGUGGUCAGGAUGAAAUGGAAUUGGGGCUGACCUGGGCCCAAGGUCCUGGGUGCUCCAGGACCCAUGAGAUUUCUAGAGAAUGAGCUCCAGAUCUGAGCCCUUGUCCACCAAACUCAGUUGUCACCAGAUGCCCAAGUAUAAGGUCCAGGAAAGCAGAUGGCCAGAUGUGGAGCCCUGGGAUGGCAUAUUGGCUGCACCUUCCCCUAAGGCUGUCAGAGGGCUGACGGAAAGGGACGCAUGAUGUGGGGUGGGCAGAUGUGGCCCCUACACCUAGGGUGUGGCUGUGUGCAGGAGGAUGAGGGUCCCUGAGAGGAUGGGCUCACUGCCAUCUGGGAGGGGGGCUCCAAACCCAAUGGGAAGGGCAGUCAGGAACUUUGCAGGAAGAGGAUGGAUGGGGUGGCGUGCCCACCUCCACUCAGCCUUCCCCUUCCCUCCAGGACUGUACAUACUCCUUCCCUCGUCUGACCCACACGUCCCCUUCGGCCCACUGCCACCUUCUCUUUAGUACCUGCCUCUCACAUAGGCCCACCCUCGGGAUCCGAGCCAACCGUCCUGCACCACAGACUUGGCUUCUUCACUUACAUUUUAUUUUUCAUUUUGUACAGCAAAAUAUUCUUUUCAGAUGUGUCUUCUGACUGAAGUAACUUUUCUGGUGCUGUUAACGUGUUCCUUUUUUUUAAUUUAUUUUGCCACCCCUCCCAGUUCCUACUCACCCCGCCCCCACCCACCAUCCUCUCAUCCAUCAGAACCACUUUUUUUUUUUUUUUAAUUUUCUUUCCGUUUUGGAUAAAUUCUCCUACCCACACCCUUUCCAUCCUUUCUGUGAUUAAGUAGUCACUGCUACAAGUAACAAAUGCACUGUGAAGAUUCCAGUAUUAAUAAAAAUGGUCCUGUAGUUAA
This is a messenger RNA of Myodes glareolus (Bank vole), 4460 nucleotides long. The record is from RefSeq and is a predicted model, not a curated record. NCBI's taxonomy places the organism in Eukaryota, Metazoa, Chordata, Mammalia, Rodentia, Cricetidae.